Lactuca virosa is the source of this 1719-nucleotide messenger RNA. NCBI's taxonomy places the organism in Eukaryota, Viridiplantae, Streptophyta, Magnoliopsida, Asterales, Asteraceae. The record is from the annotation of a GenBank genome assembly.
AUGGAACGAGAAUCGAGGAGAAAAAGAAAUAGAAAAUACCCUCCAAAUGAUUCACAAAUUAGAUUCUGCAACCAAAAUUUUCACUUGUUUCCAUCUACGAUGAGCGAUUGGUUGGGCUUUUCCCUUUCCCCUCAUCUUAAAUUCCACCAUCAGGAAGAUGGCGGCGGCGGCGACUACGGUGGUGAUCGGUGUUACUCGGAGCAGUGUGAUUCUUCUUCCAUGGGGGUUAUGACUAUCGAUCCUUUCCAUCCUUCUCCUGAUCAAGGAUGGAGAUUUGAAAAUGGCGAUGAUAGCGGCGGAGGUGGUGGUGGUCCUAAGUUAGAAGAUUUCUUGGGCGGUGGUUGUUAUCCCAUUACUGCAAAAGAAGACGAGGGCGGUGGCGGUGGUGGUGGCGGCAUCAACGUUAAUAUGUCUCCAAACUCUAACUAUCACGAAUAUCAUCAUACGGAUGGUGAUAUUGUAGAGUCUAGAAACGCCGGUGAUUGCUAUUUCUCAAACCCACCGCCACCUGCACCGCAUCCGCCAUCGUCGCCGCCAUGUUUGUUCUACUACGGCUAUCCUUUUUACCCGACAAACCAAAACCCACAGCAAAAUGACUUGAUCCCAACGACAACAAACGGCGUCGUUGUUCCAUACGACGGUGCAAUCACUCCGAUAUCGGAGUUCAAAUCGUGGUUACGUCAACCUUCAAUUCCACCGCCGCCGCCGCCACAACCACCGCCAUUAUCACCCGAUUGCGAUGAUCAACCUGUGAACAACGAUUAUCAGGAGUGCUUGUCACUAGCGGUAACACCUCCAAACGCCAUCAUCCCCAUGCCACCGAACUCAUCAGCGACUGAUAAUCGGAAGCGAGGGGUGUUACAGACGAAAUCAUCAACUAAAGGAGAUGGAACCCCUCGGAAAUCAAUCGAUAGCUUCGGCCAACGAACUUCCCGGUAUCGUGGCGUCACCAGACACCGGUGGACGGGAAGAUACGAAGCUCAUUUAUGGGAUAAUAGUUGUCGGAAAGAAGGUCAAACCAGAAAAGGUCGCCAAGUUUAUCUUGGGGGUUAUGAUAAAGAAGAGAAAGCAGCAAGAGCUUAUGACUUGGCUGCUCUCAAAUAUUGGGGUACUACCACCCACAUCAAUUUCCCUCUAGCAACCUAUGAGAAAGACCUCGAGGUGAUGAAGGAUAUGAGCAGACAAGAAUUUGUGGCCAACUUAAGAAGGAAAAGCAGUGGGUUUUCAAGAGGAGCAUCUAUGUACAGAGGAGUCACAAGACACCAUCAACAUGGAAGGUGGCAAGCUAGAAUUGGAAGGGUUGCAGGCAAUAAGGACUUGUACCUUGGUACUUUCAGUACACAAGAGGAAGCAGCCGAGGCUUAUGAUAUAGCAGCCAUAAAAUUCAGAGGGACAAGUGCUGUAACAAAUUUUGACAUUAGCAGAUACGAUGUUACAAGAAUAUGUUCGAGUUCAACUUUAAUUGCUGGUGAGCUGGCGAAGCGUUCCCCGAGGGAAACCGGGCCCACAAUGGUCGAGGGUUGCAGUGAGCCUGAGCCCAUACUCGCUAUAACAAAUGGAGAGACUUGUGAUGAUUUUGUGGACAUGGUAUGGGAUGGAAACCAGGGGCAUGAAGGUGCAAAUAAUACCGAUAACGAUUCAUCUGGGCCACAAAAUAUGGGCCCGGAGGAGGUCAGAGGCAGACAUGCUGCUGCUGCUGCUGUUACUGCUGAUAAGUGA